UUCUUGAAGUGGCAUUUGUUUGAAAAGAUAAACGUAUAUAAAACUCUCCUGGACGGGACUAGUAACAAUGGCAAAAGCCUAAAAGUGAUCGCGCUGACUUCAGACUUCCGCCAAAGAAGGAAGUUGAAGAUAUUUUGACUCAUAAUUUGCCGCUGGGAUAUUUAUAAGGCAUUUACGAUCUCUGUAUGUUGAAUAAUCACGCUUGUUGAUUUUGCGUUUAGGACAAUAGGAGGAAGUUUGAGGUUUCUCCCAUACAUACAGAUUCAUCUUACCAGGAAGAAUGGCUCAGAGAAAUUUUAGUGAAGAUAAUGAUGAUGAGAAUGAGAACGACGAAUAUGUGUUUUUGGGAGGUUUGGAGGAUGGCCGGCCCGGAAUUUUCGACAGGCCUCUUCCUUGUUUUGGCUGUGGAUUAGGAUGGUUCUGUUUCCUACUCGGGUUUCUGUUUCCUUUGAUGUGGUACUUCGCCACCAUUUUUUACUUCGGAAAUUACUAUCGCAAAGACCCCAGAGAACGAGCAGGGCUUGCUGCCAAUGCCAUAGCCGCUUUGGUUUGUUCGGCGGUGGUGUUGAUUGUCGUUGCAGUCAUCAUUUUCUAGAGUCCGACGCCAGAGCUCUGCUGGUUCGACCACAGGUGUGUGCAGAUGAAGUGUUACAUAUCACACAGGUAAUGAAAAAUUUCCCGAUUCCUAUUUACAUGAAGAUGCAAAGAUGUGUAUAUGAAUUGAUAAAAUUUGCAAGAUUGGAGGGUCUGUUUUGAAAAACGUAGUUGCGAAAACCAUCGGUCUUCUGAAGGUUAUACCAAAAAUUGAAAAGCGAUCCGACAUGAGAAAUUCGGAGAUGGUUAGUUAGCUAACUAGGACGAAUAAUCCAUAAAACAUCUCUAAAAGACUCAAGAAAAAUUUGUCCCCCAAGUGGUGUGGAGAGUGAACUUGGUCACAAGUUCAAACUCCGAUACCUUCAGAUCCACCUGUCACACAUAGUUUGCCUAGUGUGAUACACUUUCGGAUAACAAUUGCGGAUUUUUACAUAAUACAAAAAAAAAAAAAAAAAAAAAAAAAGAUUCAAGAAAAA
This is a messenger RNA of Andrographis paniculata, 1070 nucleotides long. Its product is annotated as 60S ribosomal protein L18a-like protein. The record is from RefSeq and is a predicted model, not a curated record. Lineage: Eukaryota; Viridiplantae; Streptophyta; Magnoliopsida; Lamiales; Acanthaceae. The coding region runs from base 281 to 595 and encodes 104 amino acids. The transcript has 7 exons.